UCAACUGUCGGGUCAUAUCUUCGGCUUCACUGAUGAAUCUGUUUGAAAAUCUAGUGGAGGUGUCGAUGGAGGACAACAUCCCUCAGUCGCGAUCGGAUUACUUUGUGUUCUGCGUUCUGUCAGCGCUUCCGUGGGUCGGCAAAGAGCUCUACGAGAAGAAGGAACAAGACUUAGAACAACUGCUCAACACUAUUGAUAAUUAUCUAAAUAAGCGAAAUAAGACACACCAUCACACGGCUCUUCGAGUCUGGUAUUCAGACACUCCUCAUCCACAGGAAGAGUAUUUGGAUUGCUUUUGGGCCCAAAUAUCUAAACUACGUUCAGAUAAAUGGGUUGAACGGCAUAUAUAUCGACCGUAUUUGGCAUUUGACAGCGUGUUAUGCGAAGCACUUCAGCAUAACUUACCACAAGUACAGCCGCCGCCUCACGAAGCAAAUUAUGUCUAUCCGUACCCUAAAGUGGUGUUCAGACUCUUUGACUACACGGACUGUCCAGAAGGNGACAGCGUGUUAUGCGAAGCACUUCAGCAUAACUUACCACAAGUACAGCCGCCGCCUCACGAAGCAAAUUAUGUCUAUCCGUACCCUAAAGUGGUGUUCAGACUCUUUGACUACACGGACUGUCCAGAAGGUCCGGUCCUUCCCGGCGCGCAUUCCAUUGAAAGAUAUUUAAUUGAAGAACACUUGCAUUGGAUUAUCAAUCAGAAUAAUACUGAUAGAAAGGACUGUGCUAUGAAGUUAUUGACGUUUCCCAACAAACAUAAAAUUCCGUUGGAAUACAUGAUAAUCGAAGUGAUGUUUUCACAAAUGUUUGAUUUACCAAAGAGUAAAUAUUUGGACGUUUUUUACGGCUCAACACUUUUGGAAUUGUGUAAAUUACAGCCCAGUUCUCUGCCUCAAGUGUUGGCACAAGCGGUGGAACUGCUAUUUGAAAGGCUGGACACAAUGAACUGCAUGUGUGUCGAUCGGUUUGCCGUAUGGUUUGCCUAUCAUUUAAGUAAUUUCCAAUUCCGGUGGAGUUGGGAUGACUGGAGUACAGCUCUUACAUUAGACCCGUUGCACCCGAAGCCCAAAUUUAUUCGCGAAACACUUUUGCGUUGUUUGCGUUUGUCUUUUCACGAACAGGUCGUCAAAAUAAUUCCCGACUCUUUCCAUGAGUUGGCGCCCGAAGACCCGAUUCCUCAUAACAAAUACAGUUUAGAGGGCGACAAACCGCCAGAGUCUGUGCCCACCGCUGAAGUCGCCGCCGCUUUAGUCAAUAAAAUCAAAGAGAAAUGCACUCCAGAGGAGGCACUCGAGGUUCUUAAAGAACUGACCGCUCCUUUGAUGGAAACUGAUGACGAGCCGAAUCACAAUUCAUUGCAAAUUGAAGUGUUUGUGACACAAUUGCUAAAGCCGAAUCACAAUUCAUUGCAAAUUGAAGUGUUUGUGACAGUAUUGCUAAAUUUGGCCUCAAAAUCAUUUACGCAUUGUUUUUCAGCAAUUGCUAAAUAUCAUUCGGCAUUUAUGGCGCUCAAGACCUCAGAAGAAGCGCAGAUCUCUAUUUUGAGUACAAUUUUUGAAGUUUGGAGAAAACAUCAACAGUUAUUGGUUAUUCUCAUCAGUAAAUUAUUGAAAUCAGAAGUCAUUGAAUGCUCUUCUGUUGCCAAUUGGCUCUUCUCUAAAGAGAAUUCAUCGGAAUUUAUGAAAUCAUACAUUUGGGAAAUUCUAAACCAAACGAUACAAAAGUCUAUAAGAAGUGUUGAAUCACUUGAAAAAGAAUUGGAAGAAUCGAAAGAAAAAUUACGAAAGUUAGCUACGGACGACAGGCCGCGGAAGAGACGCCGCAAUGACUUCGAGGAAUCAGAAGAAGGACUCGAAUUACGUCUGGAAUCGCUUAUCAUAAGAAUCGGCGAAAAGAGCACAUCCUCUAUUGAGACUAAUAUUGAAGGUUUGGCUAAAGUAUUGACCGCAGACUUAGACAACUCCAAGACUAAGAUUAUAAACAUUAUCUGCGAAUGUGUGGCUAAAUAUCCGGAGAAGACAUGCAUUUACUCAACACUUAUCGGACUCUUAAACGCGAAGAACUAUAAUUUUGGCGGAGAAAUUGUGGAACUUCUUGUGCGACACUUCAAAGACUAUUUGAAAGCUCUGGACUUCGAGUCGGCGAGACUUUUAGUCAGAUUUUUUGGCGAUUUAGUCAACUGUCGGGUCAUAUCUUCGGCUUCACUGAUGAAUCUGUUUGAAAAUCUAGUGGAGGUGUCGAUGGAGGACAACAUCCCUCAGUCGCGAUCCGAUUACUUUGUGUUCUGCGUUCUGUCAGCGCUUCCGUGGGUCGGCAAAGAGCUCUACGAGAAGAAGGAACAAGACUUAGAACAACUGCUCAACACUAUUGAUAAUUAUCUAAAUAAGCGAAAUAAGACACACCAUCACACGGCUCUUCGAGUCUGGUAUUCAGACACUCCUCAUCCACAGGAAGAAUAUUUGGAUUGCUUUUGGGCCCAAAUAUCUAAACUACGUUCAGAUAAAUGGGUUGAACGGCAUAUAUAUCGACCGUAUUUGGCAUUCGACAGCGUGUUAUGCGAAGCACUUCAGCAUAACUUACCACAAGUACAGCCGCCGCCUCACGAAGCAAAUUAUGUCUAUCCGUACCCUAAAGUGGUGUUCAGACUCUUUGACUACACGGACUGUCCAGAAGGUCCGGUCCUUCCCGGCGCGCAUUCCAUUGAACGAUAUUUAAUUGAAGAACACUUGCAUUGGAUUAUCAAUCAGAAUAAUACUGAUAGAAAGGACUGUGCUAUGAAGUUAUUGACGUUUCCCAACAAACAUAAAAUUCCGUUGGAAUACAUGAUAAUCGAAGUGAUGUUUUCACAAAUGUUUGAUUUACCAAAGAGUAAAUAUUUGGACGUUUUUUACGGCUCAACACUUUUGGAAUUGUGUAAAUUACAGCCCAGUUCUCUGCCUCAAGUGUUGGCACAAGCGGUGGAACUGCUAUUUGAAAGGUUGGACACAAUGAACUGCAUGUGUGUCGAUCGGUUUGCCGUAUGGUUUGCCUAUCAUUUAAGUAAUUUCCAAUUCCGAUGGAGUUGGGAUGACUGGAGUACAGCUCUUACAUUAGACCCGUUGCACCCGAAGCCCAAAUUUAUUCGCGAAACACUUUUGCGUUGUUUGCGUUUGUCUUUUCACGAACAGGUCGUCAAAAUAAUUCCCGACUCUUUCCAUGAGUUGGCGCCCGAAGACCCGAUUCCUCAUAACAAAUACAGUUUAGAGGGCGACAAACCGCCAGAGUCUGUGCCCACCGCUGAAGUCGCCGCCGCUUUAGUCAAUAAAAUUAAAGAGAAAUGCACUCCAGAGGAGGCACUCGAGGUUCUUAAAGAAUUGACCGCUCCUUUGAUGGAAACUGAUGACGAGCCGAAUCACAAUUCAUUGCAAAUUGAAGUGUUUGUGACAGUAUUGCUAAAUUUGGCCUCAAAAUCAUUUACGCAUUGUUUUUCAGCAAUUGCUAAAUAUCAUUCGGCAUUUAUGGCGCUCAAGACCUCAGAAGAAGCGCAGAUCUCUAUUUUGAGUACAAUUUUUGAAGUUUGGAGAAAACAUCAACAGUUAUUGGUUAUUCUCAUCAGUAAAUUAUUGAAAUCAGAAGUCAUUGAAUGCUCUUCUGUUGCCAAUUGGCUCUUCUCUAAAGAGAAUUCAUCGGAAUUUAUGAAAUCAUACAUUUGGGAAAUUCUAAACCAAACGAUACAAAAGUCUAUAAGAAGUGUUGAAUCACUUGAAAAAGAAUUGGAAGAAUCGAAAGAAAAAUUACGAAAGGGAAAGAGCUUUAAGAGUCAUUGGUUUCGCUGGACUAUCGGACGACUCCAACAGGUCUUCUUUGAGCAUCACAACCAUGUCUUCAAAUAUCUGUCAACAUUCGAGACCCUAUUAUUUACGGCUGAUUUGGAUCAACACAUUCUUCUCAUAUUCAAACAGUUCUGCGCUCUCAGGAAU
Molecule: messenger RNA, 3962 nt
Organism: Medioppia subpectinata
Lineage: Eukaryota; Metazoa; Arthropoda; Arachnida; Sarcoptiformes; Oppiidae
Source: the annotation of a GenBank genome assembly